GGCUGAGAAUCCGGGGGGCACAAAACGAAAUACAGAGAGAGAGAGAGAAGGGGCCGCAUUAGAUGCGGAAGGGUCCACGUAAGACCCGUGCUCCACUUUGAUUCUGAGACUCUUUGAUUCUCUCAAUCUCUUCAUUUCUUUUUUUGUUUUAUUAUUUUCUAAUCGUGAUUUAAGAUUAAGAAAGAAAGAAAAAUGGAGCGUGAGUAUUUGGAUUACAUAUUGGUGCCGUUGGGGAUGGGUUUGAUGGUAUUCUAUCAUCUGUGGCUUCUCCGCCGCAUCAUCCACCGUCCAUCUUCAACCGUCGUAGGCCUUAACGCCUUCAAUCGCCGCCUUUGGGUCCAAGCCAUGAUGGAGGAUUCAUCAAAAAACGGUGUUUUAGCAGUUCAAACGCUAAGGAACAACAUAAUGGCGUCAACUCUAUUGGCAUCAACCGCAAUAAUGUUGUGUUCACUAAUCGCGGUACUAAUGACCAGCGGUACAGGAGAGCGAUCGGUAUGGUUUGUAUUUGGGGACAAAAGCGACAGAGCCUUCUCGAUCAAGUUCUUUGCAAUCCUCGUUUGCUUCUUAGUCGCGUUUCUUCUCAACGUCCAAUCAAUCCGUUAUUACAGCCAUGCAAGCAUCCUCAUUAAUGUCCCCUUUAAACAGCUCAUGGCUGUUUCUUCGGGUGGUCAUAGCCAUGGUAGUCUUAUGAUAAACCAAGACUAUGUGGCUGCAACGGUUAAUCGUGGUAGCUACUUUUGGUCGCUAGGACUAAGAGCGUUCUACUUCUCAUCGCCUUUGUUCCUAUGGAUCUUUGGUCCCAUCCCGAUGUUCAUAACUUGUUGCGUUCUUGUUUCUUUGUUGUACUUUCUUGAUUUAACGUUUGAUUCCAUGGAAGGUAGUGUUGGGGUCGCCGAUGCGGAGGAGACUGAGAUUAGAAGCUUAGCUCAUAAUGUGUAACAAGUAGUUGAGAGAGAUUGAGGAGAGAUUUGUUUUAUGGAGCAUACAAAUCUUCUAAAUUGUAUUGAUUUAGGUUCAAUGGUAGUUGAACCGUGUCAGAGAGUUAUCCUAUUGCUUUUCGUUUUUUUCGGUCUAAGAGUUAUGCUUAGUGAAUAAAAUGGUACCAG
Eutrema salsugineum is the source of this 1106-nucleotide messenger RNA. RefSeq lists its product as uncharacterized. The record is from RefSeq and is a predicted model, not a curated record. Bases 193 to 939 code for a protein of 248 amino acids. NCBI's taxonomy places the organism in Eukaryota, Viridiplantae, Streptophyta, Magnoliopsida, Brassicales, Brassicaceae. The transcript is spliced from 2 exons.